Messenger RNA from Panicum virgatum (switchgrass), 1183 nucleotides. Its product is annotated as gibberellin 20 oxidase 2-like. Bases 39 to 986 code for a protein of 315 amino acids. Lineage: Eukaryota; Viridiplantae; Streptophyta; Magnoliopsida; Poales; Poaceae. Gene Ontology annotation, molecular function: dioxygenase activity. The transcript has 3 exons. The record is from RefSeq and is a predicted model, not a curated record.
UCGCAUUAGUGUAACCAAAGGCGACAGAGCUAGACGACAUGGCGGCCGGCGGCGCUUUCCCCGUGGUGGAUCUGGCGCCUUUCUUCGCCGAAGGCGACAGCAGCGGCCGCGCCCGCGCCACCGAGGCCGUGCUCGAGGCGUGCCGGACGCACGGCUGCUUCCGCGUCGUCAACCACGGCGUGCCGGCCGAGCUCAUGGCGCGCGCGCUCAAGUUAUCAGCUGCGUUUUUCGCGCUGCCGGACGACGAGAAGGCCAGGGCCCGGCAGGCCGAGGGGACCGUGGCGCCCGUCCCGGCAGGCUACACUCGGCAGCCGGCGCACUCGGCCGACAAACGCGAGUACGUGCUGGUGUUUGAUCCGAAGCUCGGGUUCAACGAGUACCCCACUGAGCCAGCCGGAUUCAGAGAAGCAGUGGAGGAGUGUUACGCCAAGUUCACCGAGCUGGGGCUGCUCCUCCAGGAGGUCCUGAACGAGUGCAUGGGCCUGCCGCCGGGCUUCCUCAGGGACUACAACGGCGACCGCGACUUCGACUUCAUGGUGGCGCAUCACUACUUCCCGGCGACGGAGGAGGAGAACUACGGCCUCAGAGCUCACGAGGACGGCAACUGCAUCACCUUCAUCAUCCAGGACGGAGUCGGGGGACUCGAGGUCCUCAAGGACGGCGACUGGAUCCCGGCGGAGCCCGUCGACGGCAGCAUCAUCGUCAACAUCGGCGACGUCAUACUGGUGCUGAGCAACAACAGGUUGAAGAGCGCGACGCACCGGGUGGUGAGGAAGCCGGCGCACAGGCACUCGCUCGCGUUCUUCCUCAACAUCCACGGCGACAAGUGGAUCGAACCGCUGCCGGAGUUCACGACAAAGAUCGGCGAGGCGCCGCGCUACAGGGGGUUCGUCUUCAACGAGUACCAGCAGCUGCGGAUGAGGAACAAGACACAUCCACCGUCCAGGCCCGAGGACGUCGUCCACAUCACCCACUACGCCAUCUAGCCCGCUGGGAAAUUUGUUCAGAAAUGUAUGAGAGCUGCAUGGUCCGGUACAGCAUUUGAUCCCGGACAUGACACGGCCGAGGGUCUGCAUUUUGUUUAGACACCAAACCCGCACAUUUGAUCUGUAUCCAAGAUAUGCAACUCGUUCAGAAUCUAUUGCUCUUAGAAGCCACGACAGUGCCCUUUUGUUUCCCCAAA